GGUACCAGCCUUGAGCUUGCUGUCCACUGCGGCCAGGUGUUGGCCAGGCACCGCGAUGUCACUGGAGCUGCUCAUGUCGAUCGUAUUCAACGGUCGAAUUUUCAAUUGCUUUUAUCGGUUGGUGGAAAAGUAAAGUUUCAAUGGUCAAAUAUCACGUUUUUGGAGAGCACUGUAGCCAUUUAUGGUGCGCCUCAAGACGCGCUACUUGGUGGUGGAGGCCACUGGCGCCCGUAAACCGGCGGUCAAGAAGGAAGACAUUACAGCGCUUAUUCGCGAGUCCGUUACCAAGAGCUACGGGGAUUUCGGUUCCGGGCUGUCCCAGUACGCGUUCCAAGUGCUGUACUACAAUACACAUACCAGAAUUGCAGCUAUUCGAUGCGCACGUGAAAUGUGCAAAAUGGUUGAGACGUCGCUACUGUUCGUGAAGGACGUGCACAACCAAGACGUCAGUCUCCGAGUGGCUCGCGUAUGCGGCUCAAGUCGCGCGUGUAGAGAGCACCUGCUGAGGUUUUCUUUGGAACGCGCCAAGACUCUGAAUCUAUACACCUCGCAACCCAAAUUUAACGAGGAAGUGCAGGUAGAAAUCGCGCUCGUGGAUCCGCAGUAACCGCAUCAAGCUAUUUACUUCAAGUACUACUUCGUAUUGCUCAAUCAAACAGCAUCCGACCCAA
This is a messenger RNA of Phytophthora infestans T30-4, 671 nucleotides long. RefSeq lists its product as uncharacterized. The coding region runs from base 182 to 607 and encodes 141 amino acids. Lineage: Eukaryota; Oomycota; Peronosporomycetes; Peronosporales; Peronosporaceae. Gene Ontology annotation, biological process: tRNA 5'-leader removal. Gene Ontology annotation, cellular component: ribonuclease P complex. The transcript has 3 exons. The record is from RefSeq and is a predicted model, not a curated record.